AUGACUCAUGUGGCCCGCACCUGCUCUGCAGUCGAGGGGCUGCCGUGGUUUAGUAAGGAGAGGUUGGAGACGAUGAAGGUGUGGCUUCAAAUUGUUAGCGACAGCUGUUUUCGGAACCUUGCAGAGGACCGCAGUGGCGUCAACCUCAAAGAUCUCGUCCAUGAUCCCUCCCUGUUGGGGGGUAUGAUCACGGCCUACAAGAUAGUGCCGGAUGAAAUCGAUGAAAUCAAGGAGACCCUGGUGGAUUGGUGUGAUGAAAAGGAACUUAACCUCAUUCUAACCACCGGAGGCACUGGCUUCGCCCCAAGAGACGUCACACCAGAGGCCACUAAGGAGGUGAUAGAGCGCGAGGCUCCAGGGAUGUCUCUGGCCAUGCUGAUGGGAUCCCUCAACGUCACACCACUAGGCAUGCUUUCCAGACCUGUGUGUGGUAUCCGAGGGAAGACGCUCAUCAUUAACUUACCAGGAAGCAAGAAAGGCUCCCAGGAAUGCUUCCAGUUCAUCCUGCCAGCGCUGCCGCACGCCAUCGACCUCCUGCGGGACGCAGUGGUGAAGGUAAAGGAGGCGGCGGACGAGCUGGAGGACCUGCCUUCGCCACCGCCGCCCCUCUCGCCGCCACCCAAUAGUUCGCCCCACCGCCAGACAGAGGACAAGGGCGUGCAGUGCGAGGAGGAGGAUGAGGAGAAGAAGGACAGCGGAGUGGCGUCAACUGAGGACAGCUCCUCCUCCCAUAUCACAGCUGCAUCCAUCGCCGCCAAGAUCCCAGACUCCAUUAUCUCGCGGGGUGUGCAGGUGUUGCCCAGGGAUACAGCCUCUCUCAGCACCACGCCCUCGGAGUCGCCCCGCGCCCAGGCCACGUCCCGCCUCUCGACCGCUUCCUGUCCCACACCCAAAGCGCGGCUCCCCUCCUGUUCAUCCACCCUAAGCAUUGCUGAGGCCUCACGGAGAGAAUUCAGGGCUCACCUGGAUGAGGUCAUCACGCUCAAGUCAAGGUACUCUACCUUGGACCAGCUCCAGUGUAGGUUGGAGGGGCUUAAAGAUGAUCGCAGGAGGACCUUCAGCUCUCGAGUGCAGUCACGAUGCAGCAGCAAAGAAAAUAUCCUAAGAUCAAGUCACAGUGCGGUGGACAUCACCAAGGUGGCCCGGAGGCACCGCAUGUCCCCCUUCCCCCUCACCUCCAUGGACAAGGCCUUCAUCACUGUGCUGGAGAUGACCGCCGUCCUGGGCACCGAGAUCAUCAACUACAGAGAUGGGAUGGGUCGAGUCCUGGCUCAGGACGUUUAUGCCAAAGACAACCUGCCACCCUUCCCUGCCUCUGUCAAGGAUGGUUAUGCUGUGAGAGCGGCUGACGGCCCAGGCGAUCGCUUCAUCAUUGGAGAGUCACAAGCUGGAGAGCAGCCCACCCACACGGUGAUGCCUGGCCAGGUGAUGAGGGUGACGACGGGGGCCCCUAUCCCAUGCGGGGCCGACGCUGUAGUGCAGGUCGAAGACACUGAGCUGCUCCGCGAGUCCGAAGACGGCACAGAGGAGCUGGAGGUACGAAUCCUAGUACAGGCUCGUCCAGGACAGGAUAUCAGGCCCAUUGGUCAUGACAUUAAGCGUGGGGAGUGUGUGCUUGCAAAGGGCACUCACAUGGGCCCGUCUGAGAUUGGUCUCUUGGCCACUGUGGGAGUCACAGAGGUGGAGGUCCAGAAAUUCCCUGUGGUGGCCGUCAUGUCCACAGGAAAUGAGCUGCUGAACCCAGAAGACGACCUCCAUCCUGGAAAGAUCAGGGACAGUAAUCGCUCCACCUUACUGGCCACCAUCCAGGAGCACGGCUACCCCACCAUCAAUCUGGGCAUCGUGGGAGACAACCCCGAUGACCUUCUCAACGCUCUGAAUGAAGGCAUCAGCCGUGCUGAUGUCAUCAUCACCUCAGGAGGAGUGUCCAUGGGAGAGAAGGACUACCUUAAGCAGGUGCUGGAUAUUGACCUUCAUGCUCAGAUCCAUUUUGGUCGUGUUUUCAUGAAACCAGGUCUCCCAACAACAUUUGCCACCUUGGACAUGGACGGUGCUCGCAAACUAAUCUUUGCCCUCCCAGGAAACCCCGUGUCCGCUGUUGUCACCUGUAAUCUUUUUGUCAUCCCUGCCUUGAGGAAGAUGCAGGGCAUUUUGGACCCUAGGCCCACCAUCAUCAAAGCGAGGUUGUCUUGUGAUGUGAAGUUGGACCCUCGCCCUGAAUACCACCGCUGCAUUCUGACAUGGCAUCACCAGGAGCCUCUGCCGUGGGCACAGAGCACAGGGAACCAGGUGAGCAGCAGGCUGAUGAGCAUGCGCAGUGCUAACGGGCUCCUGAUGCUACCUCCGAAAACAGAGCAAUACGUGGAGCUGCACAAGGGCGAGGUGGUCGACGUCAUGGUCAUCGGCCGGCUAUGAUGUCACCACUGAGGGACGGAGCGUCGGCGUCAUAUAGCGAGGGUUGGAAUGGGUG
Plectropomus leopardus (leopard coralgrouper) is the source of this 2470-nucleotide messenger RNA. The record is from RefSeq and is a predicted model, not a curated record. NCBI's taxonomy places the organism in Eukaryota, Metazoa, Chordata, Actinopteri, Perciformes, Serranidae.